Pyricularia pennisetigena is the source of this 855-nucleotide messenger RNA. RefSeq lists its product as uncharacterized. Bases 1 to 855 code for a protein of 284 amino acids. The transcript has a single exon. Gene Ontology annotation, biological process: riboflavin biosynthetic process. NCBI's taxonomy places the organism in Eukaryota, Fungi, Ascomycota, Sordariomycetes, Magnaporthales, Pyriculariaceae. Gene Ontology annotation, molecular function: 5-amino-6-(5-phosphoribosylamino)uracil reductase activity. The record is from RefSeq and is a predicted model, not a curated record.
AUGGCCGAGUGGCUCACUUUUCGCGCCGAGCAGGCCGCUAGACUUGAGCCGUGGCUCCCUCCAAAGAUCCCAUCGUCAUCUGCAGGAGUAGCAGCGCCAGGGGGGCAGCAACAUGACCAACCGCCCCCGGCAAGGGCCCGUCCGUUCGUGACCCUGACGUUUGCGACCUCGCUCGACUCGGCCCUCUCGCUAGCCCCCGGGGUCAGGACCACGCUGUCGGGCCCGCAGUCAAAGGCCAUGACGCACUUUCUGCGCAGCCGCCACGACGCCAUCCUCGUCGGCGCCGGCACCGCAGUCGCCGACGACCCUGGCCUGAACUGUCGGAUCCGGGACGCCGAGUCUCAGCCGCGGCCCAUCGUCGUGGACCCUCGCUGCCGCUGGAGCUUCGACGAGCGAAGCAAGGUGCUGCAGCUGGCUAGUCAAGGGAGGGGUCUCGCCCCCUACAUCAUCACCACCCCGGAGGCUGCUGCUGCCGUCGAUGGGAGCAAAAGGGCUGUCCUCGAGGCGCACGGCGGCAAGUAUAUUUCCUUAAAGUAUGGUGGUGCUGGUGGUAAUGGGGUCUUGGACUGGAACGAUAUCCUUGCCGUGCUGCAGGAUGAAGGGCUAAACAGUGUCAUGAUUGAGGGUGGAGGUCAUGUCAUCAACACUCUUUUGGGCCACAAGGAUAAAAAGGACCUUGUGGAUUCGGUAGUUGUUACUAUUGCUCCAACAUGGCUGGGCCAAGGUGGUGUGGUAGUGUCACCGGCCCGGGAGGUUGAUGACAGCGGCGGCCCAAAGGCCGCUUUGCGCCUCGCGAAUGUAAGUUGGCACCCGCUUGGGGAUGAUGUGGUGCUCUGCGGUAAGAUAGAACCGUAA